AGGUAUAAUUUUAAGGUAUAAUUUAAUAGUAAAUGAAGGAGUAGUGUUGAAAAUCCGAAAGUAUAUGGACUUAGCCAUAUUGGGUGACUACAAAUCGCAUUUUUUUCUGACGUUGGAAUAUAUUUAGGGAAUAAUAGAUUGGGUGGUCUAAUCCCAUUUUUGAUGGCGAAUUCAGAAAUCUCACACCUCCAAAUGGGACAACAGUGGACCCAAAAGUAUAUGGACUUAACCAUAUUGGGUGAAAAUGAAUUCAAAUCGGAAUUUUUUUACUUUUGCUUAAUUCAGAGUUACUUGCGAGCGAUUAUUACUCGCUCGAGGAAGCGAUCAAAAAGUGAGAGCGAUUGCUCCAGUUUCGCUUUCCGAUCGAAUUCGUGCAAGAAACACAGAGUAUGUUUAAGCUCUGCUUAGCAUAUUUUAUCGUUAAAUUAUUUUUUGUAAAGGAAGAAAAGAUUGAAGACGCGUAUUUGAAAAUGAAUCUAUAAUAAUUAUUAGUCCCAAUUUUUUUUUUUUACUUUAAUUUUACGUAUUCUUCAAUAGAUGUAAAAUAACCCUCUCUAUAAAACAAAACUUAAAACUUAUUUUAUUAGUUAAUUUUUUAAAAUUUCGUUGAAAGUUUUUUUUUUAGUUCAACAUGUUUUCCCUAGUAAAGUUUGACAAUGACGGUGACUUCUAUGUUGUCAAAACAAAAGACGUGAAGCAUCACAAUUCCGACAAUUGUAUUGUAAAGUAUAAAGGCUGUUCGUACUCCGCAAUUUUCAUUAAAGCUGACGAUAAUAAAGAAAAUCUUGAAGAGAAGAAACAAAGUGAGAAUUUAAUGGGGACAAUAAACGCGGAGAAUCAAGAAACACAAAUAGCACCAAGAAUUCCUGCGAGCCGUGGUCGUGCUUAUCAAAAUAUUUCACCGUCGACAAUGUUAUACAUGAAAGAGUAUAUAAAAAAUCUACCUCCACUAGGAUCAAACAGAUCAGAUAAAGAGCCUAUGUCUUCAGUCACUAUACAUGGUGAAAAUAACGCAUCGGAUUCGGAAGAGAAUAAUACGACAGAUUUUUCAUCUUUUGAAACUAUAUCAAGAGUACAAUUUGAUUUAUCAAGAUUAUUUAAAUUCUCCUUGAUCACAUAUGACGAUUCAGAAUUUUGUGUCGUAAAUUCCAAAUCUAUAACACAAAUCCAAGGAGGUACGUGUGUGGUGAAAUGUAAAGGCGGAAAAUAAAUAAAACAGCUAUUGAAGAUAGAGAAAACAAAAAAAGAUCUAAGAAGGAAGAUUUGCCAAACAAAAAAGAUAUCAAACAACUUUAUGAUUUUCUAAGAACCAAAAUGGUACAUUCUAUAGCUACAUUAACUAAACAAUUUAUCUUUGAAGAUUGGAAAAAUCUUUUGGAAACUACUCUAAUAUGUCUACAAGUGUUCAAUCGACGACGAGCCGGUGAGAUCGAGAGAAUAACUAUUGAAAACUACAAUAAGAAGGAAACUAUUACUGACAAUAUAGAAGCUGGAUUUCUUGAUAAUAUUUCUAACCAAUCUUUUGAAUUCGCUAAACAGUAUGUAAGAAUUACCCUAAGAGGCAAAUUAGGACGUACUGUCAGCAUAUUGCUGGAUCCUUUAAGUAGAAAGGCAGUUGACCUUAUAUUAAAGCAUCGCAAUAGUGCCGGAAUCCCGAAAUCAAAUCACUAUAUUUUCUCGGCUCCCGGAUCAUCAGGAGUAUCAAAAAAAUAUAUAAGAGCUUGCCCGUUAUUACGCAAGUUUGCCUUAGAGUGUGGGGCUACUAUUCCUCACACAUUAAGAGGAACUAAAUUAAGGAAGCAUAUAGCAACGUAUACAGCUUUGCUAAACGUUGAAGAAGCCACAGUGGAUAAGCUAGCAAAUUUUCUUGGGCACCAUAAGGAUAUACACAAAAGUAUUUAUAGAGUAUCGGUACCAAUGGCGGAAAUCACUACAGUGUCCAAGAUUUUGCUGUCAGCUGCUGGUUGUAGGAAUGAGGAAAACUCCGAAAAUAAUAGUUUUGAUAAUCUUCGUGGAAACAUAUCUUCCGAAUCUGAGUCAUCAUUUGAUGAAUCAGACAAUAUUACAUAUGGCGCAAAUUUGGUAAAAAAGAAAAUUAGUAGUAAGUAUAAUAGGAAGACUAGUAGUACCUACAAUAAGAAACUUGAUAAUACUUCUUGCGGAAAAACAAAAAAAUGCCGGUGGACAAUCGAUGAGCAAGAAGCUUUGACUGCUGAAUUUGGGGACAUUUCUUCAAUGGAAAAGUUGCCAUCUCUCAAGGAGUGCAUGAGGGUCGUGUCUGAAAAUGAAGUGCUAUGCUGCAGAACCCCAGCACAAGUAAAAACGUUUAUAGACAACAAAAGGAAAAAAGGCAAAAAAAUUAAGCAAUCUCUUCAACAAUAAUUUUCCAAAACCCUUUUCGGGUAGUUAUUUUACAAUGCAAUGCUGUUAAAUUAAUAUAUGCACAAUGUGCACUAAAUCUUGUAUUAAUUUCAUAUUGUAGAUACAAAAUAUUUUCCAUUAGGUCUUGUAGUAAAUUAUUAUACACAUUAUAAUAUAAUUAUAAAUGUAUACUUUUAUAAAAAAAAAUAAGUCAUAUAAUUUAAUACAAACCGCUUUAUUUAUAUACACGAAUAUAAAAACUUCAAAUGUUUAUUUAAAAUUAAGAGUGUAAUAA
Musca vetustissima is the source of this 2656-nucleotide messenger RNA. RefSeq lists its product as uncharacterized. Gene Ontology annotation, biological process: DNA recombination; DNA integration. NCBI's taxonomy places the organism in Eukaryota, Metazoa, Arthropoda, Insecta, Diptera, Muscidae. The record is from RefSeq and is a predicted model, not a curated record. The transcript is spliced from 6 exons. The coding region runs from base 1315 to 2382 and encodes 355 amino acids. Gene Ontology annotation, molecular function: DNA binding.